Acanthoscelides obtectus is the source of this 1855-nucleotide messenger RNA. The record is from the annotation of a GenBank genome assembly. NCBI's taxonomy places the organism in Eukaryota, Metazoa, Arthropoda, Insecta, Coleoptera, Chrysomelidae.
GAAGAUAAUUGGUUCAUUACAAAAUUUAUGAUUUUAUCUCUUUUUUGUUAGAUUAGAUUCCGUUUUAUUUUCUGAUUUGGCGACUGUGUAAAGACAGAAAAUCUAACGCCGAGCAAACGAAUGCAAGCACAUGUGAUGUUGACGUUUGUUGUUGGAAAGUAUUGGAAUGCGCUCGUCUACACCUAAAUUCAGUUUCAAGUUGGACCGCUAAUGUCGAGCAACGAAUCUCCUCCCAUCCAAUGCAGACAAACGAAGCGCAGCAAAUCCUAUCGGCCAAAUCAAACCUCCCUUGAUGUACCGAUCAAGGAGCGAACGCCAACGGCUACCUUGGCAAGCGUUGGCUCGUACCGUACACACCUAUUCGAACACCUCCAAAUCUGUAGCCACAUGUGCCUUGGUUUGCGUUUUAAUCUCGGUCUGUACGCGGCUUUAUUUUGAUGUUCUGCAAAUCGGUGCCGUCUAUACAAGAAAUUAAAGAGGAUUUGCACGAGUGUUUAAAUAUUACUCCUGAGCACUAUCCUGGAACUAGAUUGUUUCAAUACUUCACAAGAUGUGCAUUUUGUUUGUUCACGUGGACCCAGAUCCAAAAGAAGGCCAAUAUAGGCUGGUUGUGGCUACAAAUAGGGAUGAAUAUUAUCGACGUCCCGCUAAGUCGGCGUACAAAGAUGAAGAGACCAAUAUCAUAGGAGGUGUGGAUAUGCAAGAAGGAAGAGAAGGAGGCAUGUGGCUGGGAUUUAGGACGAAAGGAAUUGAAGAGGGCAAAGAAAAAAAGCAUUGUGUGGCAAUACUUUUGAACCUUGCAGGAGAGGCGUUAGAAAACUCACACGGUAGAGGGUUCAUUGUCAAAGAUUAUCUUUUGAGCUCAAUGAAGCCUCCAGAUUAUAUAAAAGAAAUAGAAAAGGAUCAUAAUUAUAGUGGCUAUACUUUUGUUGCCGUCGAGUUGAGGUUUGUGAGAAUCAUAAAAAUUACCUAUUUUCAACAAAAACUAGCGUCACCCUGCGUUUUUAAUGUUUUCCAAUAAAAAGACAUACAUACGUUUAGUCAAAAUCGUGGAAAAUAAUUGUUUUACUUCAAUGUCAAAUGUUUUACCAUAAGUAUGUUAUCGAAUUAUAAGUGUUCUGAAUCAUGAAAGUUUACGCCAGGAACCUACGAAGAUCUUAGGGUCACAUUUAUAGAAGUAUCUUGAGGAUUGAGUACUAUUUGAAGAAUGAUCUUUUUGAAUUUAAACAAAUAAAAAUUCGUUCAGAAGCGGUCAAGGGAGAAUUAAUGUUAGCAUUCUACAGUAGUCUGUAAUAGUUGUCACCACAGGUUUUCAAAAAAAUAGCAAAAUUUUUGAUAUGAAAAAAUGUUCCGAAAUUUUUAAUUCUGCAUAUUUUUCAUUUUCAAAAUUUUGUGAAAUGCACGAUUUUCAGUUUUCGGGAUAUCGAAAAUUUUUAAAAUGUUCACCUCGUUUCAAAAUAAUUUUGACAAUGUUGAUCAUUUCGAAAAUUCAGAUUUUCUCUCGAUUCUUUUAACUAUAUACUAUGUCAUUUUUUGACCACUAUUUUAUCAUCUAUCCGAGUGACGUCACAGUAUCAACGUAGUCAUCAAUUGAAUAGAAACAGUGGUUAAGCAAUGCUUUUUUAACAAACUUUGAUAAGCAGCGAUGAGAUAUAUUUUCAAAAUAAUCUUUUUUAUUUGAAUUGUCGAAUAAAUUAUAUAAUUUUUUGUUAGGUCUAUUAUUUUUAGACAUAUUCAAUUGUGAUUAUGUAUUCCUGAGUUUAUUAACAUUACAUGGUGCACGGGUGUGCAUUUCUGCAGAUGUUUGAUAUUUGUUGAGAUUUCGAUAAUACAGGGUGCGGCAGAGAGGAUGGAC